Molecule: messenger RNA, 528 nt
Organism: Rodentolepis nana
Lineage: Eukaryota; Metazoa; Platyhelminthes; Cestoda; Cyclophyllidea; Hymenolepididae
Source: the annotation of a GenBank genome assembly
AUGGAUCUAGAAACUCAAAACCUUGAUAUCGAAACCGACAAAAGUGCUUCCUCAAAUGCAGUACCUGCAUUAGUUGGUCCCCAACUUGACGUAAAUUCAACCCGGUAUGAAUAUUGGGGUUGGGUAGUGCUCUUCAGUGCCUUCGUCUGCACAGGAGUCGUAGAUGGACUUCUCUUCUCUUUUGGUCUCAGUGUCCUUGCCAUGAUGGAGACCCCGACGUUUUUAUCUUGGAGUAGUGAUGGCUACUAUAUCCCCUUCUUUAUGUAUCUUCUUCCUGGUGCACUCCUUACAGGAAUGCAUCUCUAUGCUAGUGAGUUUCGAUAUUCUGCAUUUUUGUUGUCAAAACGGAUGUCAAAAUCUGAAAAUACAGCCUUGAUGGUUUGUUUCGCUGUUCACUGCUUGCUAUCCUUUAAAUCAAUUUGCGCAAAAGUUUUACUGCGCUUUUCUAUUGCUUAUCAAGUUAAUAUAGAUGGCUUUACUACUAAAUUCGCAAUUUAUGAAUUUAGUUAUUUUUUCAAUUUUAUUUAG